CAUCAUCCCCACCAGGCAACCCAUUACCGUUACCAGACACGCACAAAGGAAAAGGCCAGAAGAGCGAUCCGGCCGCGACGCAUCGCUCGCCACGGCCAUUUUGGAAGCUUCGGCGCUUCGCUGCGGAGCUUUCGCCUCCGUCGUUCUCCCGCGAGGGCCGCGUGCGAACAGGGAGAAAAAAAAGGAGGGACGCCGCUGGGACUGUAGUCGGUUCGGUACGAAAGUCGUGAGAGACGUACUUUCGCGGGUACGUCGUUCGGCCCGAUGUGCGCGAUAAUAAUCGGUCGCGGGAGGACGAGAUAGCGUCGGGUCAGUCGAUCGAUAGCACGGUAAGGAGAGACCGGCGGGAGAUAGAGAAAGAUAGAGGACGGCGGCGUCUCUGUGUCGGCAGGUUCCGCACUCAAACGAGGAAACGAACGCCAGAACUACCAUGGAGGACGACCAGCAGUUCUGUCUCAGGUGGAACAACCACCAAAGUACGCUCAUACAAAACUUCGACACACUCCUCGAAAGCGGGACGCUGGUCGACUGCACCCUGGCGGCGGAGGGGAAGACUCUCAAGGCCCAUAAAGUAGUCCUCUCCGCGUGCAGCCCAUACUUUGAGUGCCUCCUCAGCGAACACUAUGACAAGCAUCCAGUCUUCAUACUCAAAGAUGUUAAAUUCAAAGAACUUAAGGCAAUGAUGGACUAUAUGUACAGAGGGGAAGUAAACAUUUCCCAAGACCAAUUGGCAGCACUCCUCAAAGCCGCCGAGUCUCUGCAAAUUAAGGGCCUUUCGGAAAGUAAAACCGCUGGUAGUAGUAAGACAGAGUCCAGGCCACAGAAAACAGUUUCACAACCUACAGCACCGUCGUUAGACAUUCCACACGCGUCUUCCGGUCUGACGAUAGAAAAGAACAAAGUUCCUAGGCAGAGUUUGGCGCAAAGUUCCGUGGGGGAUAUACCAGAGGAUAGCGCUAGUCCUCAGGUAUCGAAGGGUCUCUCCUCGAGGGAAGGUUCACAAAGUCCAACAUCCAGAAAAAGAAAAAGGCCUCGAAGAAGAAGUUUAACUGAAGAUCCAAUAGAAAACCAGGAUGCAUCGAAUUCCAGUGAUAUGCCUCAGCAAAUGGGUGUACCGGCGCUUGGUAUCGCGCCAGUGGCAGACGAAAAAGUACACGCAGAUCCAACAGACUCUCUCGGCAGGUCAGCUUUAAUGACGCAGUUGACGAAACCCGCCGACGAGAUGUUACAGCUGCCACUAGAAAAACCCGAGCCAAACGAUAAUCUCAUCGAGCCAAAGUCUGAAUACCUAGAGGACCCUGAAGAGGGCGUCGAAGACCUGACGCUGGAUGAAGAUAUGAACGAUCUUAAUGACAUGGAACAGGACAACAAUCGGGCUGGCCCGUCCCAUGACCCCGCCCAACACCCCGCAGGUCUUGGCUCAUGGCAUGUUACUGGUGACCGAAGUAAUGCGGGGGGUGUUGUGGGCUCUGUAGUAGCAGGAGCUCCCGGGACGACAGAUGAGGUUUUUCUACAAGCUCAGGAGGCCGCACAGGCUCAUCGCGACUCGCAAG
This is a messenger RNA of Monomorium pharaonis (pharaoh ant), 1553 nucleotides long. Its product is annotated as longitudinals lacking protein. The record is from RefSeq and is a predicted model, not a curated record. Gene Ontology annotation, molecular function: protein binding. Gene Ontology annotation, cellular component: nucleus. Gene Ontology annotation, biological process: regulation of transcription by RNA polymerase II. Lineage: Eukaryota; Metazoa; Arthropoda; Insecta; Hymenoptera; Formicidae.